Molecule: messenger RNA, 6652 nt
Organism: Lemur catta (Ring-tailed lemur)
Lineage: Eukaryota; Metazoa; Chordata; Mammalia; Primates; Lemuridae
Gene: CCDC186
Product: coiled-coil domain containing 186
Exons: 16
Coding region: 254-2953 (899 amino acids)
Biological process (GO): vesicle cytoskeletal trafficking
Cellular component (GO): trans-Golgi network
Molecular function (GO): small GTPase binding
Source: RefSeq, a predicted model, not a curated record
CCAUCUUUGUUGAUGUGUCAGCUCAGCGGGUGUUCGGGGAAGCUCCUGCGGAGAGAGCGAAGUGUCGGCCCUCUUCCUCGCUGCUGUUUGUCCCUCCCACUCCUAGUCUGCCGGACCCUGCUAUGAAGUUGGCCCCUGAGCUGGAGCUCCAGCGGCUUCGUUAGGGUGUGGCCUGAGGCUGGGAGAAGUGCGAUGUAGCACGAAGAUCAGAAGCAGAUUUGAAGAAGCGCAAAGUGAACUGGUGCCAGUCAGCAUGUCAGAGACAGAGGACAUAGCCUCCAUUUCCUCUGAUAAAAAUAUUGGGAAAACAUCUGAAUUAAAGGAAGACUCAUGCAACUCGUUUCCUGGUGAUGAAAGCAGCAGAUUAGAAAAUGAAUCCAAACUAUUGUCAUUAAACUCUGAGAAAACUUUAUGUCAGCCUAAUGAACAUAAUAAUCAAAUUGAAGCCCAGGAAAAUUAUAUUCCAGAUAAUGGUGGAGGUGAGGAUUGUUGUACUAAAACAGACAUAUCCCCAGAAAAUCCUGAACAAAUAGGUAAUUUUCCUAAUGGAGAUUUUGCAAAGCAAGUUUCAAAAACAAACGAAACGGAACGGACAGUAACGCAAAUAUUGGAGAAAUUAAGGUCAUCUACAUUUACAGAAGCAGCUAAUCAAAAGACUUAUUCAGAAAGUCCCUAUGAUACAGACUGCACCAAGAAACUUAUUUCAAAAAUAAAGAACGUUUCAGCAUCAGAGGAUUUGUUGGAAGAAAUAGAAUCUGAGCUCUUAUCUGCUGAGUUUGCAGAAGAACACCAAGUACCAAAUGGAAUGAAUAAGGGAGAACAUGCAUUAGUUUUGUUUGAAAAGUGUGUACAAGAUAAGUAUUUGCAGCAGGAACAUACCAUAAAAAAGUUAAUUAAAGAAAAUAAGAAGCAUCAGGAUCUCAUCUUAGACAUUUGUUCAGAAAAAGACAAUUUAAGAGAAGAACUAAAAAAAAGAACAGAAACAGAGAAGCAGCAUAUGAGCACAAUUAAGCAGUUAGAAUCAAGAAUAGAGGAACUAAACAUAGAAGUUAAAGCUUCCAAAGAUAAACUAGUAGCUCAAGACCUUGCAGCUAAAAAUGCAAUUCAGCAAUUACACAAAGAGAUGGCCCAACGGAUGGAACAGGCCAACAAGAAAUGUGAAGAGGCACGCCAAGAAAAAGAAGCAAUGGUAAUGAAGUAUGUAAGAGGUGAGAAGGAAUCUUUAGACCUUCGAAAGGAAAAAGAGAUACUUGAAAGAAAACUUAGAGAUGCAAAUAAGGAGUUUGAGAAAAACACUAACAAAAUUAAGCAGCUUUCUCAAGAGAAAGGACGGUUGCACCAGCUGUAUGAAACAAAGGAAGGUGAAACGACUAGACUCAUCAGAGAAAUAGACAAAUUAAAGGAAGAUAUCAACUCUCACAUCAUUAAAGUAAAGUGGGCACAAAACAAAUUGAAAGCUGAAAUGGAUUCGCACAAGGAAACCAAAGAUAAACUGAAAGAAACAACAACAAAGUUAACACAAGCAAAGGAAGAAGCAGAUCAGAUACGAAAAAACUGUCAGGAUAUGAUAAAAACAUACCAGGAGUCAGAAGAAAUUAAAUCAAAUGAGCUUGAUGCAAAGCUUAGAGUUACAAAAGGAGAACUUGAAAAACAAAUGCAAGAAAAAUCUGACCAGCUAGAGAUGCAUCAUGCCAAAAUAAAGGAACUAGAAGAUCUGAAGAGGACAUUUAAGGAGGGUAUGGAUGAGCUGCGAACACUCAGAACAAAGGUGAAAUGUCUAGAAGAUGAACGAUUAAGAACAGAAGAUGAAUUAUCAAAAUAUAAGGAAAUUAUUAAUCGCCAAAAAGCUGAAAUUCAGAAUUUAUUGGACAAAGUGAAAAUUACAGAUCAGAUACAGGAGCAGCUUCAAAGAGGUAAACAAGAAAUUGAAAAUUUGAAGGAAGAAGUGGAAAGUCUUAAUUCUUUGAUUAAUGACCUACAAAAAGACAUCGAAGGCAGUAGGAAAAGAGAAUCUGAGCUACUGCUAUUUACAGAAAAGCUCACUAGUAAGAAUGCACAGCUUCAGUCUGAAUCCAAUUCUUUGCAAUCACAAUUUGAUAAACUUUCAUGUAGUGAAAGUCAGUUACAAAGCCAAUGUGAACAAAUGAAACAGACAAAUAUUAAUUUGGAAAGUAGAUUGUUGAAAGAGGAAGAACUGCGAAAAGAGGAAGUCCAAACCCUGCAAGCUGAACUUACUUCUAGUCAAACAGAAGUUAAAGCACUGAGUACCCAGGUAGAAGAAUUAAAAGAUGAGUUAGUAACUCAAAGACGUAAACAUGCCUCUAGUAUCAAGGAUCUUACCAAACAACUUCAGCAAGCACGGAGAAAAUUAGAUCAAGUUGAAAAUGGAAGCUAUGAUAAAGAAGUCAGCAGCAUGGGAAGUCGUUCUAGUUCAUCAGGGUCCCUUAAUGCUCGAAGCAGUGCCGAAGAUCGAUCUCCAGAAAAUACCGGGUCAUCAGUAGCUGUGGAUAACUUUCCAGAAGUAGACAAGGCCAUGUUGAUUGAGAGGAUAGUGAGGCUACAGAAGGCACAUGCUCGGAAAAAUGAAAAGAUCGAAUUUAUGGAAGAUCACAUCAAACAAUUGGUGGAAGAAAUUAGGAAAAAAACAAAAAUAAUUCAGAGUUACAUUUUACGGGAAGAAUCGGGCACACUUUCUUCAGAGGCAUCUGAUUAUAACAAAGUCCAUUUAAGUAAACGGGGUGGCAUCAUGGCAUCUUUAUAUACAUCCCAUCCAGCUGAUAGUGGAUUAACAUUGGAACUCUCUUUGGAGAUCAACCGAAAAUUACAGGCUGUUUUGGAAGAUACAUUACUAAAAAAUAUUACUUUGAAGGAAAAUCUACAAACGCUUGGAACAGAAAUAGAACGUCUUAUUAAACAUCAGCAUGAACUAGAACAGAGGACAAAGAAAACCUAACACAAAGCUCUUGCUCAGUAAACAAACAAAAGCCACAUAGGAGCAGGUGCCACUGACCAGCAUUGUUGGAAACUUUCCCCUGCUUUGUGUGUCAGCCAGUAAAAAAUUUGUUUUGCUUCAUCUGUACAAAAAAAGCAUCCUUUUACAUAUGAAUGCAUUGCUAUGUAUACUGUAAGAGUGUCAGCUUUGAUGAAAGUUGUUUCUGUAUGGUACAGUACAAUAGCCUGUCAUUGAAUCUAAACAGCUGAAUUGGCUCAUAGUCGUAUGAAAUGCUGAACAUUACUAUAAGGGCUUUUUAAAAAAACCCUUGUCCAUAUUUCUUCCCUUUAAAAUAGAGAAUGUCAAAAAUGACUCAGGUUUUAAAAAGUAUGCAUGAAAAGACAGUUGUUAAUCAUUCAGUACUAUGCUGUUUCUCCAACAUCAAGAAAACUAAAGAAAUGAUAAAAAUUUGUGUUUUGACAUUCCAGUGUAACAUUUGGUUGUGUUUUAGGGAUGCAUAUGAUUACUUAAAUCUUUUAAUUUCAAUUUUAAUGAAAACUAUACUUAAUAGGAAAGCUAGCUAUUGAUAACUAGCAGUGAUUAGGCAUUAUAUGCCUCUGUCAGGUUUUUUGUGUUAGGUACAUUUUUUUCAGAUUCAGAUUGUUUCAGUUAAUAGUUGAAUUUUUUAAAUCUUUAGUUACUUAAAAUAUGAUUGUAAAUUACAUGUUCAUUUAGAAAAUUCCUGUGGACUUCAGAUAUGUUUUAAAAUGUGAAAUGGAACUAAUCAUUAGAACAGAGAGAUGAAUAACUCUUUGAAACUGAAAUACUUUAGUUUUAUUGAUGUUGUGUAAAGAUAAAUGUAAUAGUGUUUUAAGAUAUUUAUGAAUAUCCAGUUCCUAAGAGAAAUCAGCAUAUGGCACUAUUAACCAUUUCAUUUGAGCAUCAUUCUUUACUAUUGAUAGAAUUAAUUACGUAUUAUAGUGGAAUGAUCAUACAGUUCCCCUAAAUGUGAUGUUUCCAUAUAUUUAUUUAAAACACAAAAUAUAAUUAUAUCUCUGGAACCAAAGGAAUUUUAGAGCCAAAUUUUUGUAUCUUGUUGGAUUUUUGCAGUAUUUAUUUAAGAUGUACACUUAAAUGUUGCCAGCCAUAGUAUCCAUAUUUUUAUGUCAUUGAAUUUUUUCUCACCUCUUAUAAUUUCUGAAUAUAAUUUCUCAUAUUUCAUUAUGUUCAAAUCAUUACUAUAAUCAGAUACCUUGGCUCAUGUGCAGAUGUUGCUGCAAGUCUCAUUUUUAUUUUGAAUUUUUACAUCCUUUUUUCUCCCCUUAAGGGAAUUAAGCUUUGGGAUAAUGGAUUAAAAGCUUUCAAAGAAUUGUGUGGGCUCUAAAAGUUGGGCUCAUGGUGGCAAUGUCCUUUUAAUGUGUUUUAACAUUUUUUAAUCAACAUUGUUUUAAAAGGUAGUUUACUAAGGAUUAGGUGAUUUAAUGUAGUGUUCUUAUUUUUUCUAUAUAUUAAGUUAGAUGUUGUCAGCCGAAAACAAAUACCAUCUUUUCACUUCAAAAUGAAAAUACAUUCAGACAUUUUAUUUUUAAAAUAGUUGUAAAAAAUAUUGGUCUUACCAUAAUGUGUCUUGCUCUUUUUAUUAACGAUAAUUUAUCAAAAUAAAAUACGAGGGAAAGUGUAAACAAAUCUGAAUUAUUUUUCCAUUUGUUUCUAAAUAUACUAAACACUCCUAAAGAUGACUUAGAGUAGGCAACAUAACUAAAUUUUUCUGGCUUCUUACAUGAUAUAGAUUCACUAACUACAAUAUUUAUUUUUUUCUCAAGGCACAAAGUGUAUAAUGGAGACCAAAUAGUGAUCAGAUUCAUAGUGUCCUAUGCCUAUACACUUUAAAGUAAAUGUAUAUACAUUUACUACAGGCAAAAAUGGGACAUUCCAGUGUUAAUAUUUGUGCCAUCAUCUACUUAAGUUUAAUAGUGAAGCAAUUUUAGAAGAAAACUAUUAUAAACCAUAUUUUCACUAAGUUGUUACCUUUUUCCCCCCAUAAAUUCUGAAGAAAAUGCCUCAUUUUCCUUUUGUUCUUCAGUACCUACUACAUCUUUUUGUAUAUGGAUCGGUACUGAGCAAAGUAAAAUACCUAUUUAGACUGAUUCACAAACAGCUCCGGAUGCAAGGAUUUGAAGGGCCUUCUGCCUAUUACUCUAUUGAAGAUAUGGAGAGAAGAAUGGAGUGUCUGGAAAAGGAAAAAUUAUCUGGAUACACCUAGCAUCUGGAGAGUUUUAUAUGUUUAUUAUUAAUUGUAUACAUUAAAGGCUGUUUUGAUUAGUUAGCAGUAUUUUGGUAUCUCUGAGCAGGAAAUGAUUUUUGUUUAUGUGUACACUUCACUGGGUUUUAAUUUUAAAUCAAAUACUUGCUGUGACUCCCUUUUUCCCAUACUACUUCAGACUCUUAGCCUGUUCAGCUUUAAGGAUUGAAAAUGAUGAGUUUGGACAGAAGAAUGAGUUUGAAGUUUGAUGAUGGCUUUUUGGUGUUUUGUUUUUACUUUCUGCAUAACCAUUUAAAGCUAUUUAGCUUGAAAUUAAAUUUUAUCAGGCUACCAAGAUGUUAUUUAUUCAUUGAAUAAAUACAUUUAUUGAAAACUUACACUGUUGUAUAGGCAUCAUACAGGGUAUUGUGAUUAUAUUGGUGAGCAGACCAGACGGGGAAGUUCCGUCCCCAUGGAGCUUAUGGACUAAUAAAAAUAGCUGGGAGGCAGUAGGAGCAGGUCUUGGGCCUCUGUGGCUCAUAACCAGCCUCUCAAAACUAGGCUGAGAAGAGGGUUAAUCUACUUUUGCAAGUACAUGGCCCAGAGCUCUCACCCUGGCAUGAAGCUUUGGAAAACUGAAUAUUUGCUGAGGUAUGCCGAGAGCAAAUUGCUGUUCUCAUGGUGAUUCUGCACAUUUUCUAUCAUUUGUCACAAUUUGAUGUUUAUUCUUUAAGAAAAAGGAAAAAUUCCAAAAACCAUAAAAUGGCAUUAGAUUUUUACCAUUUUAGUAAAUUAUUAAUGCCUAAAUGAUGCUCAGAAAGAUGAAUCUAAUCAUGUUGUCAUGCAUGUUUCCAAACUUUGUUUUGCAAUAUAUUAUUGUCUAAAAAUUUUUACAUUCAAAUUUAGACCAAGAUUUAUCAGUAUAAGGAAAACAAUUAGAAACCAUUAAUAUUAUAAAUGUUAUAUAUGCUACUCUGGUAAAAAUGUUUUUAUAAAUCAUGUCAUCCAUGCUUUAUGAAUAUUGACUCCAGUAGCCUAUUUUUCAAUAACUUUUUUUUAAAGCAAUUUUUUUGACACUAAGAUUGUUAAUUUUUAACUAACACCAGUUGGUGGCACUAGAAACCUGAAAUUUUUCAAGGAUGAACAAGAGAAAUAAUUGACAAAGUAUCCAAAUAUGAAGAAUCUUCAGGAAAAUAAAUGAAAAAUGUAAUUGUAUAUAAAAGAUGUAUUUUUCUUCUGGAAUGGAAUUCUUUUUAAAAAUGCAUAUGGCUGUCCAUUUUGACUGCAGUAAUGAAACUUGUUUAUCUUCCAGAGGGCAUAUAUAUAUACGUGUGUGCACUGUACAGAUAAUCUUUAAUUUGAUUACAUUGUUCAUUUUGUAAAUAUGUUUCUGUAUAAAAUGAAGCUUUUCAAGAGGAUUCUGUGUAUAUGUUGUACUUAUUAAAUAGGUAAUGCCUGUUUACCAAGUUGUAUUUUAA